AAAAAUUGAAUGGGUCCCAUAAGAUAGUUAUAAGCGUUUGUGUGUGCCUAAACAUUUUGGCCCUAGUUCAUGAUUAGAUGGUUUUAAGCUGAAAAAGGACCAUUUACUAUCUUUUUCUAUUGUCCUUUAGCCAAGUGGGGAAUAUCUAUAGCUAAUAUAAACGACAUGAUCAAGAAGCCUGUUGAAACAGUUAACCCUGUUUAGUAAUCAGUCAUAACAUUAACCGGAACCCUUAUUGCCAGGUAUUAAAGAUGAUUUAAUAAAUAGGUGGUGUUGGGUUUUAUCACCAAGAUAGUAUAUGUUAGUGGUAUGCAACUCGGUGAUGGCAUGUACAGGAAUCAUUCAAUUAUGGAGAAAACAGUAAAUAAUUGAAUUAUCUUUUUAGUUAAGCUGGUCUCUUAUUUUGAAAUAUUAUAAGUAUAUUUCUAAUAUAUA
Paramecium octaurelia is the source of this 435-nucleotide messenger RNA. The record is from the annotation of a GenBank genome assembly. Lineage: Eukaryota; Ciliophora; Oligohymenophorea; Peniculida; Parameciidae.